Cooperia oncophora is the source of this 696-nucleotide messenger RNA. Lineage: Eukaryota; Metazoa; Nematoda; Chromadorea; Rhabditida; Trichostrongylidae. The record is from the annotation of a GenBank genome assembly.
AUGAUGGCAUUCCCACUUUUUUAUAUACACGUCAGUUUCGUGAAAGCUUUGAACCAACUGCACAAUAUUCCAGCAGUCAACCAGAUCUGCACUCAGAUCGCCGGCACAACAGAUAGGGUAAGGACGCAAGCACUCCAGGGACAUAACUACCGCAGAUCACGGCUUGCUCAAGGACUUGUGACAAAAAACAACGGUAAUAACAUGCCCCAAGGUGGCGACAUCAGAAGAAUGCAGUGGAGUUGUGAUCUGGAAACUUCGGCCAGAGAAUCUGCUAUGAGAUGUGACACUGCAACGUGGCCUAAUCUUCCAGGUGGUGUACAGGAGAACAUAAUGGUAUUCUCGAAAAGUCGAGCUAGAUACCGCAAGGAUGCAAUUGUAGUGGUGAGUAAAUUAGCAGUGCUAUUAAACAUUGGUGGAGCCAAAUUCGCAAAGUUAAUGGUCCUGGACGGAGAGCCAUUUUCAGAACCAGGUUACAAGGCACGAGAAUCCAGUCGUUCACCAGAAUGGCAUGGGGAAGUACAUACUUGCUUGGCUGUUUUGUUCAUCCAUGCAGUGGCAAUAGAUGGUCUGCCGUGUGCCAUUACAGUCCUGGAGGGCAAUAUUGCCGAAAACGCGAUCUACAACCCCGGUACACCGUGCUCGAUGUGUCCCAUUGGAACCUACUGCGGUGGAAAUAAACUUUGUGUUAGUGUGUAA